AUGGAGGGUUGGAUGGUGCAAGUUUUGGCACCAGAUGAAUUGGAUUGGGAGCUCACUGCGAGGGGCUUCGACUGUGCAAAUUGGACAGUUGAUAAAUGUCGCGAAUUUUUAAUUACUUUAUUGCAAGAAGGUAGAUUGCCUGAACCUAUUGAGGGUAAUCUUGGUGAAGUUUGUGAUCAAGCGAUUAAAUUGUGUAAAGAAAUCAGUGAUGAUAUAAAGAAUAAUGCUUUGACUCGGGGCUCAUAUAAUAAUUAUUUGGCCAAAUUAAAACAUAUUGAGAAUAAAGUCACAUUUACAUCUGAUGCAAGAGACCCGAAACGCAUUAGUGCAAAUAGAGUGUUAAAAGAGUUACUUGCUGCAAAAAACGCUUUAAAACAAAAUUUCACACAUGAAAAAUCCCCAAAUUUAUUCGCUGCCCAAUCCAAUGGUGCUCAAAUACCACCAAAUGAAAGUGAUGCGACUUUUUCUAUGGCCACCAAUUCGACGGUGGAGGUGCAUGAUAAGGGUACAUCAAAACCCACAUAUACAAGCGCAUCAACUGCUGCGAAUGUUGAGCCAAUUUUUUGUUUCUCAAAUAAUAAUCUCAAUGUUAAUCCUCAUUUGGAGGUACAGGGUAACCAUUCCCCAAGCAAUCAAAUGAAUUAUGCCGAUGCAUUAAAGAGAUACGAUGGAAUUAUUCAAGAUUUGGCAAACAUGAUGAAUUUGUUAAGUACAAAAUUAGAUAAUUUUCAACAACGCAGUGCUCAAAAUUCGUUUGUGGAACACCCUAUAGCAUCUUCGAGAGCAAAUUCCGUUGGUCCCAGAAGAGAUCUUUCCUUUGAACCCCCUAUGUUGAGACAGGACCCUAUGCUCCCUCGUCAGUCCACUCCGAAUUCUUCUGUUGGAGGUCGUCGAUUGAAACCUCUGCAUGUUAAGGAUUGGAAUCUGAGCUUUUCAGGAGAUAGAAGAGGAAAAAAGGCACGGAUUUUCCUCAAGGAAGUUCAAAGGAUGGCAAUGAUACAAGGAAUUUCGCUGGAAGAAGUACAAUGGAGCAUGAGAUUUAUGCUGAGUGGUGGAGCAUUGACGUGGUACGAUUCAUAUUCACAUGUGUUGCUGAACUGCACUUGGGAACAAUUCAGUGUACGGUUUUUAAAUGCCUUCUAUGAUAGUGAAUCAGACUUUUCUGUGCGCAAAAGAAUUGAGGAGAGAAAACAAGGGCAGAAUGAGAAUGUGGAGGUGUUUGUGGCGGCAAUGUUGAGUUUAUUUGAGGAGUUAGAAGGUGAUUUAUCAGAAGUGGAAAAAGUGAGAUUAAUUCGCCGAAAUUUGCACUCGAGCUUGAGAAAUGCACUUUUACUUGUGGAAAUUCACAGUGUGGAAGAGCUUUGUGAAAAACUAAAGCUGGUGGAACGCAACCGAUCGUACGCGUAUACAGAACGACGUGAAGUGAAUGCGAUUUCUGCUAGUGCUCGCGGUGGUAACGGUGGUGCAAUACCAAAACGUUCCUCGAAUAAUCGUCGAAAUUCAGCCGCAAGUAAUUCAACGAAUGCCAGUUCUUCACGUGAUUCUGCCAAUGUGAGUGAUUCUAGUGAUACAAAUGUGCAAGGAUCUUCGCGAGGUGAUGAAGGUGAAAAUACCAGUGGAGUGUGCAUAUUUUGUAAAAAGUCUGGGCAUAAAAUCCGUGCAUGUAUGUUUCGACCACGUGUAUGUUGCUUUAAGUGCUGUAAACCGGGAGUGAUAACCCGUACGUGCCCCAACUGUAGUGCUUCGGGAAACGAACAGUCGACUCAUUGAAUGCUACAUCCGAAGUCGAAAACAAUUUAAUAGAACUAAAUGAAGCUUUUGAAAGCUCCCCUCACGAAAAUAAUGUGAAUGAUAAUGUGAGUGUGGUGAAUGAUUUAAUUGAUAUUACGUUUGAAAGUGAUGAAAUUGAAUGUGAAGAAGUUAGUGUCCCUAAUGAAGUUAUAUCUGUGGAUCAAAUAUUGUGUGGUGAAGAAAAUGUGGAUGAAAUUAUUGAAGUUCCGGUGUUUCAAAAGUUUGAAGGUGAUCCUAGACCGCAUUUAAAGGUGAAAAUAUUUAAUAUUGAGAUCAUUGGACUUAUGGAUAGCGGUGCUAGUUGCACAGUGUUGGGAGAAGGUUCCGAGAAACUACUGGCAGAUUUAGGAUUAAUCCCUAGAACAUCUACAGGAGUGAUUACAGUCGCCGAUGGAAAUUGCCAAAGGAGUGUUGGGUGGAAAGCUCUCUUACGUCAUUUAUACCAUUGUGUGCGGAAGAUAGGGCGAAAUUAGAUGAGGUCAUCAAUACAUUUCUCGUCACUACGCCGGAGUUCUUCGGAUGUACGCAGGUGUUACAACAUAAGAUUGACACAGGAGAUUCUGCACCAGUGCGGCGUAAUGCAAGACCGGUCCCGUACCAUUUAAUGCCACUGGUGGAUAAGGAAAUUGAGAGGCUGGUGAAUAGAAAAGUUCUUCGGGAAUGUCCAGAAAGUCCAUGGCUUAAUCCUGUACAAGUUGUGGUGAAAAAGUCCGGUGCAGUGCGUUUAUGUUUGGAUGGACGUUGGCUCAAUAAAGUGACUGUUCGUGAUUCAUAUCCUAUACCACAUAUUGAAGGAAUAAUCAACCGUUUGGAAACAUUUAAGUAUUUGAGUUCGAUUGAUCUCAGUGACGCCUUUCUACAAAUACCAUUGGAGGAGAAUUCGCAAUUAAAAACAGCGUUUGCAAUUCCGGGGAGGAAGAUGUAUUGUUAUAUGCGGAUGCCCUUCGGAUUAAUGAAUUCACCUAUGACGAUGGCGCGUCUUAUGAAUAUAGUGAUUGGCACGGAUCUUGAACCCAAGUUUUGCAGGAAGUUUCGGAACGUCUUCGUAAGGCCAACUUAACUAUCAACGUAGAGAAAUCUCAAUUUUGUGCGGAUCGAUUGGAAUAUCUUGGAUACACCUUAAGUCCGGAAGGUAUUGGCACCAAUGAUUUUAAGGUCUCGGCGAUCAUCAAUCUUCCAGUUCCACGUACCGUCACCCAAUUAAGACAAAUUUUGGGAAUGAUUGGAUGGUUCCGACGAUUUUUGCCUUCAUAUGCGACGUUUUCUAAACCCUUAACGGAUCUUUUAAAAGGAAAAGGAAAAACUGGAGGAAUAAUAUGGACUCCAGAGGCGGAUGAAGCAUUUGGUAAGCUAAAGGAAUUGCUAACUACAGCCCCAAUUUUAAAACUCCCCGAUUAUUCGAAACCCUUUAUUGUUAGGUCGGAUGCGAGUGAUGUAGGUGCUGGAGGUAUGUUGAUUCAAGAAGAGGAUGGUCAAGAGAAGGUAAUCUGUUAUGUUUCUAAGAAAUUUACUGACGCUGAACAGGGUUAUCAUACGACUGAGAAAGAAGCUUACGGUUGUCUUAUUUGCUUACGCAGGUUCGCUCCCUUCCUUUUGUAUAAGAAGUUUCGGUUGGAAACAGAUCAUUCGUCGUUGGUAUAUAUUUUGAAACAAAAGGAGGCAAAGGGUCGUAUUGGAAGAUGGAUCAUGGAAUUUCAACAGUAUGAUUUUGAGAUUGCCCACCGACCUGGUCGAGAAUUGGUAGUGCCGGAUGCCCUGUCUAGAAAUGUGGCUUCAAUAGCGACGAUGGAAGACAAAUGGUACGAUGAGACGAAGCAAGGCGUUGAAAAGGAGCCUGAUAAGUUUCCUGAAUUCAAGAUAGAAGACGGCAAUUUAUUCAAACACUGUAGAGUUGUUAGUCCAUUAAAGACAACGAGCUUCAAGUGGAAA
Molecule: messenger RNA, 3720 nt
Organism: Lutzomyia longipalpis
Lineage: Eukaryota; Metazoa; Arthropoda; Insecta; Diptera; Psychodidae
Exons: 3
Coding region: 1-1770 (589 amino acids)
Molecular function (GO): nucleic acid binding; zinc ion binding
Source: RefSeq, a predicted model, not a curated record